Molecule: messenger RNA, 504 nt
Organism: Miniopterus natalensis
Lineage: Eukaryota; Metazoa; Chordata; Mammalia; Chiroptera; Miniopteridae
Gene: ZG16B
Product: zymogen granule protein 16B
Source: RefSeq, a predicted model, not a curated record
UUUUCUCUCUCUCCCCCACCUGGUUUUUUCAUCCCUCUAGAGAUGUAUGGGAAUGGAGGAGGCUCGUAUUUCAGUAGCUCUACAGAAAACACACAAGAUAUAUCUGGGAUUCGGGUGUUUAUAAGUCCUAUAGGCAUAUUUAGGAGUAUCCAGUUUAAAUAUGGAUCCUCCUGGAGCGAAAGACUUGGAGUCUUAGGUGGGCGUGCCCAGGAAUUCAUCCUGCAGCCAGAUGAAUACAUCAUAGGGGUGUACGGCACGCACAGGAUUUACCUCCGCUACAUGGUCAUAUAUACCAACCUCGGGCGCUGGGCCGCAUUUGGGAAGGAAGAAGGCCGCAGCUUUGUCGCCUACCCUGAUCAGCCCGACAAGGUGCUCACAGGACUCUUCGGCCAGCAUCGACCCCUUGGCAUCACGGGCAUCGGUUUUCAUUGGGAUUAUCCUCUGGUAGAUCCGGUCACUGAACAACCACAGACCACCCAGAUGAGUCAAGCAUCAUCCACAUAA